Chelmon rostratus (copperband butterflyfish) is the source of this 3702-nucleotide messenger RNA. RefSeq names its product afadin. Bases 1 to 3702 code for a protein of 1233 amino acids. Gene Ontology annotation, cellular component: adherens junction. Gene Ontology annotation, biological process: signal transduction; regulation of protein localization. Lineage: Eukaryota; Metazoa; Chordata; Actinopteri; Chaetodontiformes; Chaetodontidae. The record is from RefSeq and is a predicted model, not a curated record. Gene Ontology annotation, molecular function: cell adhesion molecule binding. The transcript is spliced from 24 exons.
AUGCCGGAGGAGGAAGAACGAGCAAAAUUAGCCAAAGUCAUCAGACAGUGGAACGACAACAGACUGGACUUGUUUGAAAUAAGCCAACCUGAUGAGAACUUGGAGUUUCAUGGUGUGAUGCGCUUCUACUUUGAGGAUCAUGUUGGAGGAAAUGUGGCCACAAAGUGCCUGCGUGUUGGUAGCGCCUCUUCAACUCAUGAAGUUAUCGGAACUCUUUCAGAGAAAUUCAGGCCUGAUAUGAAAAUGCUGACCACUAGUUAUUCCUUGUAUGAGAUCCACGCCAACAAAGAAAGGAAACUGGAUCUGGAUGAGAGGCCUUUGGUUGUACAAUUAAACUGGACCACAGACAACAGAGACGGACGUUUUGUGCUCAAGAAAGACAAGGAGAGUGUGGAGGAAAACUGUCACGAGAAGGAAAGAGGAGGCAUGAUCCAAACCUUUAAGAGAACAUUGUCAAGAAAAGAAAAGAAGAAAGAGAAGAACAAAACUAAAGCAACUGGCAAGGUUUCAGAGGAAGGCAAUGGGUCAACUGAAAAGCCACUGAGCAACAACAGCAUGUCUCACCAUGAGACAAAAAAGCAAUGCACAGAAAGCAAAAAGCAACAGAGGCAGGCUGCCCAAGAAGAAAAGCACACAGGAAGUCUGUAUCCUGAUUCUACUGACCAACCUGGAUUACCAAUUGGAAUUAAAUUCUGUGAUAACUCUAAGGAAGCCUUCCUGUCUGCAGUCAUAAAUUACACCAACAGCUCCACAGUUCAUUUCAAGCUCUCACCUGCAUACAUCCUCUAUGCUGUGGGGCGCUUUGCUCUGCAAUGCCACUACAAGCGAGGCUCUCCACCUUCUGGGCAGUCACACAAUGUAACCUCGAUUGCGAACAAAAUGGUGGCCAUGACAGGGAAGGUCAUCCAGAGGCAGCAGGCCAUCGCGGGCGCUCUCGCCUUCUGGAUGGCCAACUCCUCUGAGCUUCUGAACUUUCUCAAGCAUGACAAAGACCUCAGCCCACUCACACAGCAAAGUCAGCUCGAUCUGUCCCACCUGGUGCACAAAGCUUACAGUUGCCUACUACAGUGUCUACAGAAUGAGUUAAGGAAGCACUUGCCAACUUUCUUGAUUGAUCCUGAGCAACAUGGCCCAUUGCCAGCUGGUAUAGAGAUGGUGCUGAACACCUUGAUGAACGCCAUGUUUCUUUUACGCCGCUGUCGGGUCAACCCCGCCCUCACCAUCCAGCUCUUCUCCCAACUCUUCCAUUUCAUCAGUGCCUGGCUUUUCAACCAGCUGAUGUGCCCAGAGGCCAACACUCCAGGUUUGCGCUCCCACUACUGGGGAGCUGCUCUCCGCCAGAGGCUCAUGGCCAUCGAAGCCUGGGCGGAGAGACAGGGCCUGGAGCUGGCUGCUGACUGCCACCUCGGACACAUUAUCCAGGCAACCAUGCUCCUGACCAUGAAUAAGUACUCAAUGAAAGAUGCGAAGGACAUCCAGAAUACCUGUUUCAAGUUGAACUCACUGCAGCUGCAGGCGUUGCUAGCUGGCUACCUCUAUGCAAGCAAUGAGCCUCACAUCCCCCCUGAUUUGAUCGAUGUUGUAGUGACGGCUGCGGAGGCCUGUGCAGAUAACCUGAUUCGGAGCGAAGGACGGGACAUCCAGCUGGAGGAGAGCCUCGACCUCCACCUGCCCUUCCUGCUGCCGGAGGGAGGAUACUCCUGUGACUCUGUGAGAGGAAUCCCUCCAGGGUUUAGGGAAUUUUUAGAGCCAAUUUGCAGAAAAGGUCUCUGCUCUUUAACAUCCCAGCUGAACUCUAAAGGUGACUGGACCGUGCACUUCAGUAAACCGACUUCUUCUGCCGAGAGCACAGACUUGGCAGCACACAGAGAGCCAGAGACUGUAACUAUCACACUGAACAAACCCCUGAACAGUGGGAUGGGGGUCAGCAUUGUGGCUGCCAAGGCAGCAGGGCGAGGUAACCUUGGGAUUUAUAUCAAAUCUAUUGUCAAGGGAGGACCAGCUGAAAUGAACGGCAGGUUAACAGCUGGGGAUCAGCUGCUGAGUGUGGAUGGUCAAAGCCUGGUUGGCCUCAGCCAAGAAAGGGCAGCAGCUAUCAUGAUGCAAACCGGCCCUGUUGUGACCUUGCAGGUUGCAAAGUUUGGAGCGAGCUACCAUGGCCUGGGGGCUCUGCUGAGCGAGCCGACCUUAGAGCGGAUUAAAGACGGUAAAGCGCUCACGCUGUACGGUGUCGUGGAUCCGGGCCCCUCGGAACAUUUCCAUGGAAGCAGCAAAAGGAAGAAAGAGCAGUUAAUGCAGAGAAACAGGCAACUUUAUCGCUCCAACCCCAACAUGACCACAGAUUUUGGGCCCGAGGAUGGAGCUGAACCUGCUGACCCUGUUCUGAGAGGGAACAACAUGACCGCUGUCUCUAGUAUCAACCUCUGUGCUGAUACAUUUCACAGGGAAUACUUGACUCUUCCUACCCCUAAAUCCCAAGACAAGAACCUGUGUGAAUUCAGUCGACCACAGCAAACAUUCAAGGUGUCUUUGAGGCCUUUAGACGGACAGAGUUCCAGUAAGAAGACCUUAAUGCGCCAAGCUCUGUCACAGGAGAACUUGUGCAUGGACAGUGGAGGCCCCCUGCUGGACAAACGGCAGAAUUUUUGGGAGCAGAGGGACCAGCAUGCAAAGCAAACCAUGAGCCACUAUUCAUCCUUCCCGAUUCGCUCAAGUGUUUCUACUCAUGACAUCCUCUCAGAAAACUGUCCUCUUACAAAGCGACAGCAGAGCAGCCAUACAAGUGGCGCCGGCAUGUGGAGAACUCCUUUUUCACAACACCCAGCACCUACACCUUCGAUCCAGCCAAUACGCAUCGACAUCCCUGUAACCAGAGCGGUGAACACACACACAAAUCCUCCACUCACCACCUUCCACAGUUCAUCUUUGCUUGUAGUGAAGAAAAGUAAAGUAAAUGGAACUAAAGAGAGUCCUCAGAACCAAGCUAAUCAUAUUUACGCAUGCCCCCUUCCUGCAACCAAGAAGCUGCCUCAGCCCCCACUUCCAUCACAGCAGCAAAGAUCCACCACACACAGGGACCAGGCAACAAAAUCCCAAGUAAGCACCACCCCAACAAAACAUGUCUCCUUCCAAGAACCUCCAACUCAACAAAGGCAGGGCUCAGUUCCCUCAAAGCAAAAAGACCCUCAGGAGCUGGGUGAUCCGUGGAGGAGGGAGGCCCAGGAGAAGCUGGAGAAACAGCAGAGGCUUCAUGUAGUGGAGCUCCUGGAGCAGGAGGUGCAGGAGCUCCAGGCCAAAGCGAAGCGCACGGUGGAGGAGAGCGACCGGCUGCGCAAGCUCAGCCUGGAGUGGCAGUUUCAGAGGAGGCUGCAGGAGAUUCAGCAGAGAGGAGAGGAUGACGAUGAGGAGGAAGAUGAAGAUCUGGACAUGAUGCUGACGAUACAGCAGCUGGAGACAAGAACACAGAAGAGAAGCUCUGCUGGGAACAUCAAGACUGAACUGAAGGAGCCAGACAAGCAGGCUGGAACUCAUCUCUCCCAGAAGGAAGACGAAGCAAAGACAGAUCAGAGAUCGAGUGGAAGGAGUCAAGACAACGGAGCUUUGAAAACAAACCAGGAGGAGAAAAUCAAGAGAGCGUCGGCGCCUGAAAAGCUCACAUUCAAGGAGCGUCAGCGUCUCUUUUCCCUGGCGUCCAGUGCAUGA